AUGGACGGAACUUUGUUUGCAACAUCAUUGGAAAACUUGGCCUUUAUAUACUCUCAGUUGGACUCCGUAGGAGUGCUAACUGCUGAAUUUCCAAAUGGUGACAUGUUUUUCGAAAACGACAUCCAAAAACUAAACUACGCUUUUCUUCGGUUUCUGGACUCAAACCCAGAACUUGAUGGAUCUUCAAAGACCACCGUUCAGUCCAAGUUGGACUCAGGUGUCUAUACUUCGAUUUACGAGCUAUUUCAUGAUUUGAAAAUCGCCUCAAUCGUCAAAAUUUUGGAACAUGAAAACAACCCUUCAUUGUAUGCCAAGGUUGACAAAUUCUAUAGAAUAGCUACCGAAACGCUCCUCAGGGAGGCAAUCAGACUGGGUGUUUCUCUCAAACAGACAAAGAAAGGACUUGGUGGUGAUAAAGCUGGCGAUUCAACUACAAAUAGUUCCAACGUAGAUACUGACGCUGCUGAUGUCAUGGAAAACCAGGAGGAGAAAAUCCAAGAAAAGCUAUCUCAGUUGCAGCCUUUGGACUCAACGGAUGGUUUGGUUGCCUCAUUGGAGAAAGAUUUCAAUAUUAUAACGUCAGUAUUUUACAACAGCACGGGAAAGGCAUUAUCUGUAUUCUCCUCGGGGAACAUACCAUUCUUCACCUCUCUUAAUAGAUAUCAGUCUGAACUAGAUGAUCGUGAGCCGAUAAUUGACCCCUCAUUGGGAAUAAAUAUCACUAACGUGAUUCCCAAUAUUUCACUCUCAAAUGUUGAUAAUAUGUCAAAGUUCUCUGACACCAACAUAAAAAUACCAAACAUUAGACAAAUUUUGGAGAACUAUAUGCACCCAAAUUGGUUGAGGCUAAUUUCUUCACAGUGGCUUAAACACGGCUCCGAUAUUACCUCCCUUAACUUUAGCUUUGCUCCUAGUUACGACGAAACUCAAUCUAUUAUUUCCAAUGAUUGGAAAGGUUUGACAUGGUGUCAACAAGUUGGGUUUAAAAAUCUUGUUGACAUAAAGGAGAAAUACAACGAAUUACUUAAAAUGCAGAGUGAAAGUUUGGAGGCCAAUGAAGAAAGCGUUAAGAAUCCCGGAGAAAGUUCUAUUCCGUCAUCCAGUAGUGAUAAAAAUGAAGCUACUGAUGAAUGUAAGACAACAGGCGAAAUAAAAGAACUUGAAGAUGGCAAGGUCGAAGAGAAAGACGGUGCAGUGCUAGAAAACUUUGAACUAAAAACGAACGAUGCCAGUGCUGGCGAAAUAAAUGGAGCAGUUGAACUGCAGAAUCAUCCAGGAGAGAUUUCCUUAAAAGAGAAAAUAGACCUUGAAAACGUCUUCCAGUACGAUGAGAUGGAACUAAUAGGCGAUGAUGAAACCCAGAUUGUUCAAUCUGGAAAAGUACAGUCUACUAUUAGCGAUCUCCUCUGCGAACUAAGCGAGCUUCGUCAGCAAAGGCUUGAAAAACAAAAGAAACAUGCCCGCUACAACAAAACCCUUUUGGCAGCAGGAGGUAAAAUAAAUAAACCUGCUGUCGAAGAAGUCAAGUUAUACAAUAAAAUAAGAAGGCUAAUCACAGGAUUGAUUGAACAUAAGAAUAUUACGCCUGUCGACUUGAAUAUUGAUAUAGACAAAAGAAUUCCUGUUCUUCAACACACUUAUCAAGGAACCUUGCCUGCAUCUUUCGCUGUUUCAAACCAAAAAACAUCCAGACCUAAGAGAAGGAGGUGA
Pichia kudriavzevii is the source of this 1710-nucleotide messenger RNA. RefSeq lists its product as uncharacterized. Bases 1 to 1710 code for a protein of 569 amino acids. The transcript has a single exon. The record is from RefSeq and is a predicted model, not a curated record. NCBI's taxonomy places the organism in Eukaryota, Fungi, Ascomycota, Pichiomycetes, Pichiales, Pichiaceae.